Messenger RNA from Balaenoptera acutorostrata (minke whale), 8681 nucleotides. RefSeq names its product APOBEC1 complementation factor (gene A1CF). The record is from RefSeq and is a predicted model, not a curated record. Gene Ontology annotation, molecular function: mRNA binding. The transcript has 12 exons. Bases 168 to 1913 code for a protein of 581 amino acids. NCBI's taxonomy places the organism in Eukaryota, Metazoa, Chordata, Mammalia, Artiodactyla, Balaenopteridae. Gene Ontology annotation, cellular component: nucleus.
UCACAAAUCCGGGGAUGGAUUGAGCGGCACCCAGAAGGAAGCAGCCCUCCGCGCACUGGUCCAGCGCACAGGAUAUAGCUUGGUCCAGUGACAGUUUUUCUACUGGAUAAUCCUGCAAGAAUAUAGGGGAAGAAAAAAAUACAAGAACUCUUGAGGCAAAUAUUUCAAUGUUUAGUAAAAUGAAAAGCACCUACUUGCUUGAAGCAAAAAGUAAUCAAGGCAAGGAAAAUGGACAAAGAAAAUAUGGUGGUCCCCCGCCUGGUUGGGAUGCUGCACCCCCAGAAAGGGGCUGUGAAAUUUUUAUUGGAAAACUUCCCCGAGACCUUUUUGAAGAUGAACUUAUACCAUUAUGCGAAAAAAUUGGUAAAAUUUAUGAAAUGAGAAUGAUGAUGGAUUUUAAUGGCAACAAUAGAGGAUAUGCAUUUGUAACAUUCUCAAAUAAACAAGAAGCCAAGAAUGCAAUCAAGCAACUUAAUAAUUAUGAAAUUAGAAAUGGGCGUCUGUUAGGGGUCUGUGCCAGCGUGGACAACUGUCGAUUAUUUGUUGGGGGAAUCCCAAAAACCAAAAAGAGAGAAGAAAUCUUAUCAGAGAUGAAAAAGGUCACCGAAGGAGUUGUGGAUGUCAUUGUCUACCCAAGUGCUGCAGAUAAAACCAAAAACCGGGGCUUUGCCUUCGUGGAAUAUGAGAAUCAUCGGGCAGCUGCCAUGGCCCGGAGGAAGCUUCUGCCAGGAAGAAUUCAGUUAUGGGGACAUCCUAUUGCAGUAGACUGGGCAGAACCAGAAGUAGAAGUUGAUGAAGACACAAUGUCUUCUGUGAAAAUCCUAUAUGUAAGAAACCUAAUGCUGUCUACCUCUGAAGAGAUGAUUGAGAAAGAAUUCAACAAUAUUAAACCAGGUGCUGUGGAGAGGGUAAAGAAAAUCCGAGACUAUGCUUUUGUGCACUUCACUAACAGAGAAGAUGCGGUGGAGGCUAUGAAAGCUUUAAAUGGGAAGGUGCUGGAUGGGUCCCCCAUCGAAGUGACCCUAGCCAAACCAGUGGACAAGGAUAGUUAUGUUAGGUACACCCGAGGAACAGGUGGAAGGGGUACCAUGCUUCAGGGAGAGUACACCUACUCCUUGGGCCAUGUUUAUGAUCCCACCACAGCCUACCUUGGAGCUCCUGUCUUCUAUGCCCCCCAGGCCUACACAGCGAUUCCCAGCCUUCAUUUCCCAGCCACCAAAGGACAUCUUGGCAACAGGGCCAUUAUCAGAGCCCCUUCUGUUAGAGAAAUUUACAUGAAUGUACCUGUAGGGGCUGCGGGAGUGAGAGGACUGGGCGGCCGUGGCUAUUUGGCUUACACAGGCCUGGGUCGAGGAUACCAGGUCAAAGGAGACAAGAGAGAAGACAAACUCUAUGAUCUUUUGCCUGGGAUGGAGCUCACCCCAAUGAAUCCUGUCACUUUAAAACCCCAAGGAAUUAAACUUGCUCCACAGAUAUUAGAAGAAGUUUGUCAGAAAAAUAACUGGGGACAACCUGUAUAUCAGCUGCACUCUGCCAUUGGACAAGAUCAAAGACAGCUCUUCUUAUACAAAAUAACUAUUCCUGCCCUGUCCAGCCAGAAUCCUGUCAUCCACCCUUUCACACCCCCGAAGCUAAGUGCCUAUGUGGAUGAAGCAAAGACAUAUGCAGCUGAGUACACCCUGCAGACCCUGGGCAUCCCCACCGAUGGAGCCGAUGCCCAGACCGCAGCUGCUGCUGCCGCUUCUGCUACCGCAUUUCCAGGCUACGCUGUCCCUAAUGCAACUGCAUCUGUGUCUGCAGCGCAGCUCAAGCAAGCGGUGACCCUGGGACAAGACUUAGCAGCAUAUGCAACGUAUGAGGUCUACCCCACUUUUGCAGUGACUGCCCAAGGGGAUGGAUAUGGAACCUUCUGAAGACGUCUUGCUUUUAAGAAUAAAACACACAAAACUCAAUCUAGAAGAAAUAAACCUCUAACUCGGUCCCCUAAUGAUCACAAGUAACACUUGUCCCAGAGUGAUGCCUUUCCUGAGACUGUACAGCUUACAUUGAUACUAAAUGUAGAACCAUGAUAUGAGAACUUUAUUUCUAAUGAAAUCCAAUGUUAAGGAGCCAUUUAUCUAACAGGAAGCUAAAGAGCCAUUGCCCCCAAAAGUUGUUCUUCCAAGGUUCCUGAAUGUCUUGGGAGUAUGUUUACAAACCCUGACAGAGUGAGAGAGAUCUUUUAGCCAGCAAGAGUUCAAGGGCUAAGCAGACCAGUAACAACCAAGGGGGGCCAAGGAAUUCCAGAGUCUUAACCCCUGGCUCACAGCUGCUUUUGUAAUACACAAAGUCACAAAAGGCAGAGGGACAGUAGGAGAUGUUUUUCCAAGCACGUUUCCCAUUGCCCACUGCAUGAGGCAUGUUCACAGCCUGGACCUCGUGAGAGACUAUCCAAGGUUUAAUGGCGUCAGCAUCAUUUCAGUCUGAAAAUUCCAUCCAGUCAAUUUGUCAUAGGUCAGGAUCUUCUCAACCCCUGCAGCCCCUGGGGACUAGGAAAUUGAUGUGAUAUGUUACAGCUAUUGUUAAAACAAAUCCAGGCCCAUCUUUUAUUAAACUCACUAGCCCACACCUCUUUUUCCCUAGAACUCCUACGCUUCCUAAAGAUGCCCACAACAUAAUAGUCAUGCCAACUUGAAAUGACUUUUUCUCAUUUUAAACAUUUUGACUUGUCCAUAUUGAUUUAUUUUCAUCUCAAUCUCAUUUUGCUCAUCUCCAAUAUCAUAAAAAAUAAAUCAAAUCUACAGCAUAUCAUUUAUGAUACUUUUUGCUAUUCAGCAAAUUGGCUGAAAAGUCAUUUCAAAGGGAGGAGUGAAGAUUUACUCUCAUUUCUAUAAUGUUUUUGUAGCACCCAGCCCACCAUCCAGCAUUCAGAGACAGUUAUUAACCUGGGUUCAGCCUUGGACUAUCUAACCCACUUAUACUAAAUCUGCCAAGAAAUCCACUGCCUUCUCUUCCUUUUACUUUCAGUAAGUACCAGACAGCUUUACCAUAUCUGAGUCCUUUGGUUUUGAAGUUAUCACAGGAGAACUUUAUAUCCAUCACUGAUUAUUAUUAGAAGCCAAUUUUUCAGAUAUUCAGCAAGGAUGUUAUUUAUCAAAAUCUCCUAGAGUUUUGGGUCUCUUCUCUAGAACACCUGAGGUGAGGGGGCUACAAAAACUGGGGAGUAGAAGGCACUGCUUUCUUUCCAUACUUAUAAAUGAUGGCUUUUUGUUCAAAACAGAAAUAAUCAAAGUCCAAACACAAAAUACCCAUUACUACCACUCCAGUCUCAUUAGUGGUUUAAGGCAUACAGUACUAGAUUUCCAUUUCUCUUGGCUUUUGUAAAAUUCUGCAAGACUAAAGGGAAGACAUAAACACCAAAGCAUAGAAACCUUUGUUAACUCUUGAAUUGAAUUCUGUGACCCCAAAUCAGGCCAGAUUCCAGUGAAAAUCAGGUAAAUUCCAACAAUUAAGAGUCCUUGCAACCUUUCAGUUCUAUUAACUCCAAUCUGAUAUCAAAGGCCUCAAGGUUACAGCUGAAACUCUGAAAGGCCUCAUGCUUUCAGCUUUGUUUUGCUUUUCAUAUUUCCGAGGACAGUGUUUCCCAGACUUGACUGCACAUUAGAAAUACCUGGAGAGCUUUUCAAACUGCCAAUGCCAAGGUCACACCUCAUACCAACUACAUCAGAAUGUCUUGGGAUCGGAGAGCCGGACAUCAGUUUGUUUGUUUGUUUGUUUUUAAAGAUCUUAGCUGAUUCAAGUGUACAACUAAGUUUGGGAACUGCUGUACUCUUUGUAUUUCCACUCUAUUUUAAUACUUUUUUUUUAACAUCUUUAUUGGAGUAUAAUUGCUUUACAAUGGUGUGUUAGUUUCUGCUUUAUAACAAAGUGAAUCAGUUAUACAUAUACAUAUAUCCCCAUAUCUCUUCCCUCUUGCGUCUCCCUCCCUCCCACCUCUCUAGGUGGUCAGAAAGCUCUGAGCUGAUCUCCCUGUGCUAUGCGGCUGCUUCCCACUAGCUAUCUAUUUUACAUUUGGUAGUGUAUAUAUGUCCAUGCCACUCUCUCCUACUAGAGAAUGAACUUGAGGAUACGGGGAGGGGGAAGGGUAAGCUGGUAUUUUAAUACUUUUUUAUUUCACUUUUAUUAAAUAGAAAAAUGCAAGAAAAAAUUGUCUAAGUUAAAAUAAAUAGCCAGAUCAUAGUUUUACAUAUAUUCAUCUCAUGAAAAGUAUGAAUGUGAAUAUAAUUCAUACUGGCUUCAAACUAACUCUUGGGCCAAACUAAUUCUAAGUAUGAGAAAGUGAAACAUUCCUCCUUAAGCAAUUCUUAGGUCCAAAUUUACACUCCUCCACAGACCUGCUUUCAUACUCAAGGAGAGUAAUUACAGUGGAGGCAGGCAAAUUGCUAAUCAGUCCAAAGAAGCAUUCCAAAUUCCAAGAACAAAAGUUGUAAUGUUCUUUAAAAUCUUUGAAAAUAAACAUAAAAAGUCACUCUGCAUAUCUAGUAUAUGCAAAAAAGAAGUUAUGAUACAGAGGAGUUUUAAAUUUAAUCAAAAUGAACAAUUAGUUAAUACAGGAAUCAUCUUAUGAGAAAAAAAUCAUUAUUCCAGAUUAAAUCAUAAUCAUUUUUUUAAAAGGUUAAGAGCAGAGACAUAAAUAUACAAUAAUAGCAAAGUAUCAAGAAAAUUACCACUGGAAUAUCAUCUCAUUACUUGCUCAAGGAAAAAAAAGUCACAAGUAUUCAUAACAUUACUUCCUGAGAACUAGUUUUAUUCAAGUGAGUAGAUGUGGUUUUAUUUUUUGCUGAAAUCUUACUUUAUUCUAGUAAAAUCUAGAGAAUUCCAUUUAGAACAUAAAUCAUAGAAAGUAUCAACGUGUUCGCCAUGCCAUAUGUUUGCAUUGCCUUUGCCCAAAUUAAGUAAUGUAGAGCAACUCCUGUUAUGAUGAGUUUGAAACUUUAAAAAUCGGGAUUUUUAAAAAAAUCAAGUGUAGAACCAAAGGUUUAUUUUGCAUUAUGUUUAUAUCUUUGAACUUCAGAAAUUAGCACUUAUUUAAUACCUAUCAUACCUUGUGUAUCAAUAUCUCUUUUUCUAUUUCUUACUUUAUUGCUUAAUAGAAAAAAAUCUUCAUAGAAACAAAAUUAAAAUGAGUCAACCCACUAAGUGACAACAACAAAAUACCCAAACCAAUAAUUUAGAAACAUCUAGUAAAUUAGGAUUGGGUUUCUAAAUGUGGGUAAUUAAUAGCUUAAUGAGAAUUAAAAUCAGCCCUAUGUUACUUAGGAGGAAAUGAAACAGCAGUGAGAUUAGAUAUCAAUUUCUUAUCUAAAAAUGCUUCCUCUUCUUAAAUUGCUAUACUUCUCUCCCACCCCAUUAAUUUAGCUAGAACUGCCUUUAACUGCCACAAAAUAUAAUUUUCCUAGAUGACUAUUCACACCCAUCCACCCCCGCCCAAACCUGGUAUCAUGCCAAACCACACGGUAUUCAGGUGACAGCACCCAAAAUACUGCUAGAAAGCUACCUCGUGUUAAGAAAACACUGACUUCAAAAAAUAUCUAACAAAUGAGAACGUAUUUCAAAAAAUAUCUAACUAAUGAAAACGUAUUUCCAAACCACAGGUGUUUAACUUUCUAGUGAUGGAUGGAAAUUAAAUUAUAGCUAUGUAUUGCUAAUAGCUAUGCAGGAAAUUUUAGUCUUACGUAAAAGUUUUUUUAAAAAAACAUUCUUCCAAUCACAUAGAUUAGCUUUUCAGAAAUAUUGCUUCAAUAUAAUUUUUAAUUUAUGUUAAUUUUCACUAUAUUUUUAAAUGACUAUUUUAUCGUUCUUUCUUGGGCAACUGGGUCACAAUUUGAAUUCAUGGGGAUAGGGAAACUUUCCAGGGUGCCUUGGCAGAAUGAGAGUCAAUAAAGAAAGUUAGGGUUUUCAGUAAACUGUCUUGUAUUCAAAGCUACAAAGUUUGAUAAAGUUUAUUAUUGUUGUGCAGCUCCAGCUCUGUCCCAGGUUUCCUGAAAGUAACUUACAACUAAAAGGGAACAAUGUGCCCAAUAUUCACACAAGGCCACGAUCAUGUAUUCCCCCCUUGCACUCAUAUAGAAGUCUCCAGGGGGUGAAAACAUAGCUACAACUUAACCUAGAGAAUUGGUACUUUUUAUAUUUUGUAGAUAUAUUUUUAUAUAUUGUAGAGACAUCUGCUAAAGACAAAACUAAGUUUCAAAUAUGACACCAUAGGUGAACUUUAUGAUAAACACUUUUAAGAGAAAAUACUAAUAGCAUAAUUUAGGAAUUUUAACAUACUUACUGAAAGAGAAACUAGGCAACAGACAUUCCUACCUGACAGGCAACGGUUAUCUACUGGGUUUUGUUAAAUUGAUUGUCAAAUCUGAUGUUGAAAUUUCACUUCAUUCUAGUGACAUCUUGAAAAUGCUCUCAGUUUAAUGAGAACAUAUUCAUAGAAAGUGUAAAGUAUUCACAAACUGUAUGUUUGUGUUUGCCAACAUUAGAACAAAGCAAAGCAAGUCCUGCUAUAAUUAGUGAAACUAUUAGAAAAAUAAGAUUUGUUUUCUGACCUCCAUACCUAUCUCUUUACUUAUGGAGUAAAACAUUAAAAAAAUUUUUUUUUACUCAGUAAAAAAUGAGUACAGAAUAUUCUAUUGCCCCCAAAAUGUCCAACAUUUUAAAAGCCAGCUUUUUCUUCCAAUGUUGAUACAGAAUAUAGAAUGAACAAAUUUAAUAGGAACAGCAAUGUAUACCUUGAACACAGACUCAUUUAUGGGAAAUGGCAGACUUUAUGCAUCCCCAGCUACCCUCAGUUUUGUAGGAAAGAGAAAAGAACACCUUAUACUUUAGCUAAUAGUGAAGAGAAGUUCAUAACCAAUCUAGAAGUAAAAAGUAAUUAGGAAACCAGAAGCCUUCAUUCAUUCAAAAGUGCCUGGAAUAAAAUAUAGAAAAUUUCUGCAUCACCUCUCCCUUGUGGACUUUUCUCCUAUUUUGAGAGGGAAAUCAAGAAAAAGAAUAUACCCCAUUCUCUCUUCACAUAUGGUACUUUGUCUAAGGGGAGGAGAGAUACCAAGAAACAGGUCUUUAAAGAAAGUUAGCUGCCAGCAGGAAUUUCUUGAAGACAGAAGGGUAUCCACCCCACUCAUGGUUUAACACCAUCUCUCUGGAGCGACAAUACAUCCUGGUUUGCCAGGACAGUGCAGGCUUAAGUCUGUUGUCCCACUAUAAAUAUUAACAAUCGACAAUUAAAAUGAACAAUUGUCCCCCUUACUCUCAAAUUUGUCUCAGUUUAGACAACAAAUUAUACAGUGACCCCAUCUUUAUGGCUCUUUUUGUUUUUUUAUUGCUGUAGAAUUGGCUUUAUCCUCUCUAGAGCACAUACAGCUUAAACUAAAAGGCCCUGCCACUUCUUUCUGACUGGGGUAGGAUCAUGGUGAACACAGAGGAAGGCAUCAUCUUCUCCACUCUUCAAUCCACUCCCCAUCUAGCUGACCCUCUACUGCCCCUUGCUGGUCCUAAUUUUCUUCCCACUGCCCCUGGGCUCUGGGUCCUGAGUUCUGCCUUUUGUUGACAGAGCUAGCAGCCACUUGGCCACGUGAUGCAGAAGAAAAGAUGAAAGAUAGCUCUUGGGGGCAUGUGCUUAGCCUGCCAAGGUCAAGAGGGCAUUAGUAGGGUCUUAGAGCAUUUGCUGGGUUCUUUCUUCCUUGAACCAAGCUACCUACACCUCAAACCAGAAAGGACUUCCUAUGUAAAUCUUCAUAUUAAGAGACACGAUGUCUUUUUCCCUCCUGUGUUUUCCAGAUUUGCUCAAACACUGACUCCCUUCUAUUUAACUUCACCAUUGUGUUUGCUCAUCAACUAUCCUUCACCCCAAAUUAUCAUAUAAUCCCAUAUAAAGAAUUUAUUAUUUUUAAUGGAAAAUAAUGUUAACAGAGAGUUUCCUUUUUAACAGGAAUUCCUUUUCACUCUUCCUUUAUUCUCUUUACUAAUAUUGAGAAUUAAACAAAUUUUACAGUCUCUAUUGCUAUUAACCCACAAAACUAUUCUUCAUAGAAUGUAUGAUCAGUCUGUGUUUACUAUGCACCUACUCUUAUGCCAGAAACUGUGAAUACAAAUCUAUUUUUAAAAAUUUCUUCCCUCAGUGGGGUACACAGUCUAGUGAUCCAUUCUGCAGUUUUUAAAACUGAAUAUAAUUGCACGUAUUUAAGUGUGUCAUCUGGUAGGUUUUGUCACUUAGUCAGAAUCCCCGAAAUAAAUCGACUCUGUUCUAAACCUUGUUUCCACUAUCACUGCCAAACACUAGGUUCGUAUAGUAAGCCUUUUUAAAGACGAAUUUAACUCUUGAUCUAUCAUUAUUGCUACUUAAGUAAAAUGAGUUUUCAAAUAUUUUCCCCAGGAGAAAUAUAACAAACUAUGCAAAAAUUUAAAAAGAAGAAAAAACUUUAGUUAGAGACCCAGAAGGAGCUUUAAAACAUGGAGUUGACAAAUUCACAUACUGAUUUAUGAUGUUAAUGAGCAGGGACGCAGGCUUUUUAUUUACUUGAAAACAGUUUGGUUAUUAACAACUUCUAUUUUCUAAAUAUACCUGUGUUUAUAAAAUUAAAAACUCUGCGUAAAAAGCCUUAUCUAUACCUAUAUUUUUUGCAAUAAAUGAUUUACAAUGAAGUAUA